GGUGCCAUACUCAGUUCCGAUCGCGAGCGUGUCAAGUUGAACUCUGCUUGGUUUCAAACUCAAAUCGUAUCGUAUCUUGAGCUUUCUUCAGGAGCCUGAUAUCUAUCCAAUGGCUAGGCCGGUAUAUCAGCCUGUCAUACCUGAACUUUGCUAGGCAUGCCAGUGUCCUCAAGUGCCCUGCCUGUUAACUUGACUCUGCUGAGUUGUGUCGUGUGGUUCUCAAGGUGUCUAGCCCGUCAACUUGAGGGGGCACUACAGUCUUCACCCAUUUGCCAAUCCACGAGGUCAUUGGACGUACGUAUGAUACUGAAUUCUCAGAGACGAUAUGCUUUCCGCGUUCUCGAAACAGCGGAUGCUUCGACAGGCGGAAGGAUCGCAAUAUUGCUAGUGCCCAUGGUAUGCCGGACCUCUGAGACGCAUCGCGUACGCCGAGCUUAGAUGGACGAAUCACAGAGCCCUUGAACGCAAGCAGAGCGGCCAACACCGUCGAAAAAUGAAACCGUGGCUAGCCGCCGCCUUUGUUCAAGGUGGAGCCCCUCAUUAUUCCUACCUUGGCCCGUG
Molecule: messenger RNA, 561 nt
Organism: Fomitopsis serialis
Lineage: Eukaryota; Fungi; Basidiomycota; Agaricomycetes; Polyporales; Fomitopsidaceae
Exons: 3
Coding region: 157-438 (93 amino acids)
Source: RefSeq, a predicted model, not a curated record